This is a messenger RNA of Purpureocillium takamizusanense, 4115 nucleotides long. RefSeq names its product RNA helicase (gene PRP16). Gene Ontology annotation, molecular function: ATP binding; RNA binding. Lineage: Eukaryota; Fungi; Ascomycota; Sordariomycetes; Hypocreales; Ophiocordycipitaceae. The transcript has a single exon. Gene Ontology annotation, cellular component: intracellular anatomical structure; spliceosomal complex. Bases 87 to 3020 code for a protein of 977 amino acids. The record is from RefSeq and is a predicted model, not a curated record. Gene Ontology annotation, biological process: mRNA splicing, via spliceosome.
GAAAGCAUCAUCGUCCUCCUUCCCUAUUUCCCUUCUGCCAGCUCGAUCCUGCACAACAUCCGCCCGAGUAUCGGGGUCGCGUGACCAUGGCAGGCGACAGGGAAUACGACGGGUUCAAUCCCAAGCGGCGGAGGCUGGAUUCUGCGCGACCGCAGAGCCGCUUCCAAAACGGAUCGCGAGGCUCGACACCCAGGGCGCAGUCGCAUUACGCGCCGACGCCGCCGCGAGAGCCCGACAAGCCCGAGCCGACAGACCAGGACUCGCUGUUGCUGGAUCGCGACUGGUAUGGCGGCGAUGAACUCGGUGGACACACGCUCGGCGACGACACUCAUAACCCCUUUGCGUCCUACGACACGUCGGCGUGGGAGAGCCAGCAGCAGGAGUCAGCCAGGGCAGAGAAAAUGACGAGUCGCUACGACGCCAGACAAGAGCAAAGACGGAAGGAGAACGAUGCCUGGGAGACAAACCGCAUGCUGGUAUCGGGCGUCGCCCAGCGUCGAGACAUGGCAUCCGACUUUGACGACGAGGAGGCGACCCGCGUUCACCUGCUGGUGCAUGACUUGCGCCCGCCGUUCCUCGACGGCCGCACCAUCUUCACGAAGCAGCUCGAGCCUGUACCUGCUGUGCGGGACUACCAAAGCGACAUGGCCGUCUUUAGUCGGAAAGGCAGCCGGGUGGUCAAGGAAGCUCGCCAGCAGCGCGAGCGACAGCGACAGGCGCAGCAGGCGACGAGCAUCACCGGCACGACUCUUGGAAAUAUCAUGGGGGCCAAGGAGGAGGACGGGGACAGCGCCCUGCCCAUGGCCGGCGAGGAGGAGGUGCAAGCCAACCGCGAGAAGAAGGGAAACAAGUUCUCGGAGCACAUGAAGAAGGGGGAGGGCGCCAGCGACUUCAGCCAAAGCAAAUCCUUGCGCGAGCAGCGGGAGUUUUUGCCUGCGUUUGCUGUGCGCGAGGAGCUUCUACGUGUCGUCCGGGAGAACCAAGUCACCAUUGUGAUAGGCGAGACGGGCUCCGGAAAGACGACGCAAUUGACGCAGUUCCUAUAUGAGGACGGAUACGGCCGGACCGGCAAGAUAGCCUGCACGCAGCCCAGGCGCGUGGCUGCCAUGAGUGUGGCGAAGCGUGUCGCAGAUGAGAUGCAGGUUCGAUUGGGGAGUACGGUCGGCUAUUCCAUUCGAUUUGAGGAUGUCACCAGCGACGAGACUGUCAUCAAGUACAUGACAGAUGGUAUCUUGCUGCGAGAAUCGCUCAACGAGCCGGACCUUGACCGGUAUUCGUGCAUCAUCAUGGACGAGGCGCACGAGCGGGCCCUCAACACGGACAUCCUUAUGGGGCUCUUCAAGAAGAUACUGCAGCGGAGGCGAGACCUGAAGCUCAUCGUCACUUCAGCAACAAUGAACGCCAAGCGCUUCUCCGACUUCUUUGGCGGUGCGCCCGAGUUUACGAUUCCAGGGAGGACGUUUCCGGUCGACGUCAUGUUCCACCGGUCGCCCGUCGAGGACUACGUGGACCAGGCAGUGCAGCAGGUACUUGCCAUCCACGUUUCCAUGGACGCUGGUGAUAUUCUCGUCUUCAUGACGGGCCAGGAGGACAUUGAAAUUACCUGCGAGCUUGUCCAGAAGCGUCUGGACGCACUCAACGAUCCCCCAAAACUCAGCAUUCUUCCCAUCUACAGUCAGAUGCCGGCGGACCUGCAGGCCAAAAUCUUUGACCGCGCGGCGCCAGGGGUGCGAAAGUGUAUUGUUGCCACCAACAUUGCGGAGACGAGCUUGACGGUGGACGGCAUCAAAUACGUCGUGGACGCAGGCUACUCCAAGAUGAAGGUGUACAAUCCCAAGAUGGGCAUGGACACGCUUCAGAUCACGCCCAUAUCACAGGCCAAUGGGUCACAGCGGUCGGGUCGUGCCGGCCGGACGGGGCCCGGCAAGGCAUUUCGGCUGUAUACGGAGAAAGCGUUCAAGGAGGAGCUGUACCUGCAGACGAUCCCUGAGAUUCAGCGGACGAAUCUGUCCAACACGGUGCUGAUGCUCAAGUCACUCGGGGUCAAGGACCUCCUCGACUUCGACUUUAUGGACCCGCCGCCACAAGACACCAUCUCGACGUCCAUGUUCGACCUAUGGGCGCUAGGGGCGCUCGACAACCUAGGCGAGCUGACGGAGCUGGGCCGCAAGAUGAGCGCGUUUCCCAUGGACCCGUCGCUAGCCAAGCUGCUGAUCACGGCCGAGGAGUACGGGUGUAGCGAGGAGAUGAUUACGAUUGUGUCCAUGCUGUCGGUGCCCAACGUCUUCUACAGGCCCAAGGAGCGGCAGGACGAGGCGGAUGCGCAGCGCGAGAAGUUUUGGGUGCACGAGUCGGACCACCUGACGUACCUGCAGGUGUACUCUGCGUGGAAGGCCAACGGCUACUCGGACGGGUGGUGCAUCAAGCACUUCUUGCACUCCAAGUCGCUGCGGCGGGCCAAGGAGAUCCGGGAGCAGCUGCUGGACAUUGUCAAGAUGCAGAAGAUGCAGCUCAACAGCUGCGGCAUGGACUGGGACAUGAUACGCAAGUGCAUCUGCUCGGGCUACUACCACCAGGCGGCCAAAUACAAGGGCUCGGGCGAGUACAUCAACCUGCGAACCAACGUGGCGGUGCAGCUUCACCCGACGAGCGCGCUGUACGCCGGCCACCCGCCCGACUACGUCGUCUACCACGAGCUGGUGCUCACGUCCAAGGUGUUCGUGUCGACGGUGACGGCCGUGGACCCGCACUGGCUGGCGGACCUGGGCGGCGUCUUUUACUCCAUCAAGGAGAAGGGCUACUCGGCGCGCGAGAAGCGCAUCACCGAGACCGAGUUCAACCGCAAGAUGGAGAUUGAGGCCAAGAUGGCCGACGACAAGCGCCGCGAGGAGCUGCGCAGGCAGGCCGAGGAGGAGCGCGCCACCAAGAAGAAGGUGGGCGGGCCUGCCGACGGCAAGAAGUUUGUCACGCAGGGGGCCGUGAAGAAGCCCGUCAUUAAGAGACGCGGUAGAGGCUUUUGACGGGAUUGCCAUUAUGUGCUUGGCACCCGGGGUUGUAUUUACUUGCAGGGGGCAUAUUAUAUGUACUUGGCGACACUGGCGUCGCAGCGAUUGACUUGGGCGACGGCGUCAACCAGCACUUGGGCAUCGAAACAGAGUACGUACGGUCAAGAAGGGACACACGUCAAGUUACCGAGUUUACUCGUCAACGGCGGACAGAGAAGCUCUGCUCGCCAUCCACCGCCUCGCGAUCCUCCCUGGUGACCUGCACGACGUGCGCGUGUCGCGGCCCGUCAUCGAUAUCCUUGAAGAACUUUUGCAGCGCCUCGUCCUCGCCCUGGACCUCCCCUUCGACCUGCUCUCCCGCCGGGGUUUGGCGAUUUGCGUUAGCCACAGCUCAUACCGUGUGUAAAGUAGCUUUUGUUUUGUGUCGUGCGUGCGCGGCGGGCGGCCCCGUCGUCGCACGCGAGUUUUAUGAAGGCCGAGCCAGUGUGAAGAACAGACAACGCACCUUGUUGUCGCUUGUGUUCCUGCACCAGCCCGUCACGCCAUAUUCGCGAGCCUUUUCUCUGGUAAAGUACCGGAAGCCAACGCCUGUUGCAGUAUGUGGCUCCGAAAAAGGGGGCGGGAGCCAGCCUGACGUCAGUCUGAACGUCUUGCAAUAUAACUUUUGUACAACAACAAACACACAUACAAGACAAACAAACAGUGGCAAGAAAGGCAAGAGCAAACCCCACAAAAUAGAUCCUGGUAAUGGAGGAGGGGGGGGGGGGGAGGUUCGAUUUUAUCAUGAUGAUGCUGCCGUAGUUACUGACCCUGCACGACGCCGCCGUGGGCGACAAAGUAAAACUGCCGCACGGCUGGUCAGCGUCUUCUGCAGCGGCGGCGAGGCAGGCAUGCAUGCGUGCAUGCAUCUCGGGGAGGGGACCAAGUGAAAAGAGCUGCGUACCCGUUGGGGCAUCCCGGUGGUGGUUCUCUGUGUGCGCGAUGGAAGAGAGGGAUGCUUUGGAGGGUGUGAGGUUCAACUUUACGGAGAGAGCUGGACCGCCGAGGCGGGGGGGCAUCCUUCCGCCCCGCCACGGCAACUGGCCCGCCGCCGCAAACCACCAUCAUCAU